This is a messenger RNA of Vitis riparia (riverbank grape), 1188 nucleotides long. RefSeq names its product exopolygalacturonase-like. Gene Ontology annotation, biological process: carbohydrate metabolic process. Bases 1 to 1188 code for a protein of 395 amino acids. Gene Ontology annotation, molecular function: polygalacturonase activity. Lineage: Eukaryota; Viridiplantae; Streptophyta; Magnoliopsida; Vitales; Vitaceae. The record is from RefSeq and is a predicted model, not a curated record. The transcript is spliced from 4 exons.
AUGGGCCUAAAAUUGAAUAUCGCUGGAACCUCUCUUCUGCUAUUGCUAGCCUCUGCUGCAGAAGUGUCUGGUGAUAUCAUUUUUGAUGUUACCAAAUAUGGUGCCAGGGCUGAUGGACACUCCGAUAUCAGCCAGGCCUUACUUAAAGCAUGGGGAGACUCUUGUUCAUCGCCUGUGGCAAGUACAGUUAUGAUUCCAAAUGGAACAUAUGCGUUGGGGCAAAUAACCAUUGGAGGCCCUUGUAAGGCUCCUAUUAAUUUCGUUGUCCAAGGCACUGUGAUGGCCCCGGUGGAUACCAGCAGGUUCAAGGCUGAAGCUGGUUGGAUUGCGUUUCAACAAAUCGACCAGUUCACAUUGUCUGGCGGUGGAGUUUUUGAUGGUCAAGGAAAAACUGUAUGGGGCACAAAAUGCCCCCAUUAUGCAUAUUGCAAACAACUUCCCAUCAAUCUGAGGUUCAACUUCAUCACCAAUAGCAUGGUCAAGGACAUAACUUCAAGAGACAGCAAACAGUUUCAUAUUAAUCUUUUGGGGUGCAAGAAUUUAGCUUUCUACAACGUUGCAAUCAGUGCACCAGAUGAGAGCCUUAACACAGAUGGAAUUCACAUUGGACGUUCCUCGGGGAUCAAUAUCACCGAUUCAACCAUAGAAACUGGAGAUGAUUGCGUCUCAAUUGGUGAUGGCAGUGAGCAAAUUAAUAUCCAAAGAGUAACCUGUGGGCCUGGUCAUGGCAUCAGCGUGGGAAGUCUAGGAAAGUACCCCAAUGAAGAACCUGUGGUUGGCAUUAGUGUCAAGAACUGCACCCUCACCAACACCCAGAAUGGCGUGAGAGUGAAGACAUUUCCUGCUUCCCAUCAAGGCAUUGCCUCUGAAAUGCAUUUUGAAGAUAUUGUCAUGAAUAAUGUUGGCAAUCCCAUAAUCAUAGAUCAAGAGUACUGCCCCCAUAACCAAUGCAACUUGAAGAGUCCAUCACGCAUUAAGCUCAGCAAUGUUAGCUUCAGAAACAUCCGGGGCACCACCUCAACUCAGGUUGCUGUCAAGCUUCUUUGCAGCCAGGGAGUACCAUGCCAAGACGUGGAACUUGGUGACAUCAACCUGAAAUACAAUGGAAAGGAAGGCCCUGCCAUGUCACAGUGUAAAAACAUUAAGCCAAAUCUAUUGGGCGUGCAACUGCCAAGGAUUUGUGCAUAA